AUGUCUGCAGCAAAGGGAAAGAGGGUUUACCUCACCUGGACAGAUGAGAUGGACUGUGCAUUGUUGGCUGUCCAUGUGGAGCAUCACAACAAUGGUGAUCAUGCCCAAAAUGGAUGGAAGCCGCAUGUCUACAAUGCUGCUAUAAAGAAUGUGCGUGACAAGUGUAAUGUGGAGAACACAAAGGAUAACAUAACAUCAAGGUGCAAAACUUUUGAUAAGCACUAUGAGAUCAUUAGCAAGAUCCUUUCUCAGAGUGGAUUUGCUUGGGAUUUGGACAAUAAUAAGAUGUCAAUUGAUUGUGAUGAUGUUUGGAAUAGAUAUGUGGAGGGCAACAAGGCUGCAUCUUGUUACAAGACCAAAGUAGUGAAGAAUUGGGAUGCAAUCAGCACCAUUUACUCAACUGAUCAUGCCAAUGGUGAAAGUGCCGGGACAGGUGCCAAGGAUGCUCAAGCUUCACCUGAACAAGAUGGUGAUGCAUCCCCAAAAUUGCCACCAAAGGGGCAGUGA
Molecule: messenger RNA, 507 nt
Organism: Panicum virgatum (switchgrass)
Lineage: Eukaryota; Viridiplantae; Streptophyta; Magnoliopsida; Poales; Poaceae
Exons: 2
Coding region: 1-507 (168 amino acids)
Source: RefSeq, a predicted model, not a curated record